Messenger RNA from Drosophila sechellia, 1071 nucleotides. RefSeq names its product peroxisome biogenesis factor 10. The transcript has a single exon. Gene Ontology annotation, biological process: positive regulation of transcription by RNA polymerase II. Gene Ontology annotation, molecular function: transcription factor binding. Lineage: Eukaryota; Metazoa; Arthropoda; Insecta; Diptera; Drosophilidae. The record is from RefSeq and is a predicted model, not a curated record. Bases 614 to 982 code for a protein of 122 amino acids.
AAACUAAAUCUACGUCGCCCCACCAAAGGCAACAAAGCAAAAGGCAAUGCUAGAAAAAUGUACAGAGACACCCGCAAAUGAAUGAAGAGAAAGUAAAAUUCUAAAAGGUACGGAAGCGAAGCGAAGAAUUGAGGGAAUGGAAAGCCGCACAAAGUCGACAAAAGUUUGGACCGCAAAAGGCAACAGCCAUCCCAAACCCCAUAACCUCUUAAAUCGAGCGGGUGGUGUGAUACCCAAGGAAUAUAUAGACGAAAAUCGAGUUAAUUCAUUGGACAGAAGAGGGAAUGCCCUGAACUAGACUCGGUUUUACCUUUGUUCUUUUCAUCGCGCUGUUAAAUAAUUUUUUUGAAUUUUUUUUUUUUUAUUAAACGAAAUUAUUUAACUGAACUAGACUUGUUUUUACCUUUGUUCUUUUCAUCAUAAUGUUAAAUAUUAAUUUUUUAUUUUUUUUUAUUUAUCGAAAUUAUUUAAUUGACUAGCCUUCCCGGACAACUUUAUCUAAUCGGUAUCAAUUUAAAUAAUUUGUAAUACCUAAGUUAUUUACCAAGAGUUAAAUAAACUAAUUGCUUAAAUAAAAAAAUAUGUAUGUAUACAUUUGUAGGCGUUGCGUUUUAUGUCAGUUCAAAGCACAGCUCAGAAACAUUUCAUACCCAGCAGUCCGCAUAGUCACUACAAAAUGUCCUCGGAAAUGCAGUGUCACUGUCGAGCAUGCCGCUUCAAUGUUUCCACCGAGAUCAUCGAUCUGUGCAGUCCAGAGAAGCAGUCAGUGAAGCGCCUACGCCGUGAUCUCGGAGAUUUGGAGGACACUCCCUACAAGUGCCCCAUAUGCAUGGAGAAUGUGCGUCGACGCCAACCAGCUGCCACACCAUGUGGCCACGUCUUUUGUAUCGACUGCAUUCAGAAGGCCAUCGAGGAUUUUAAGAAGUGCCCGAUGUGUAACAAAAAAAUCACUUAUAAGCAAUUAACUCGAAUCUUUCUUUAAACCAAUUUCAAGUUUGAAUUUCAAGUUUAAGUUGCUACGUUAUGUGUUAUUAAAUUUACUGCCUAAUUAUUUAUAAAAAAUUAACUCGA